Messenger RNA from Solanum lycopersicum (tomato), 2547 nucleotides. Its product is annotated as glucan endo-1,3-beta-D-glucosidase-like. Gene Ontology annotation, molecular function: endo-1,3(4)-beta-glucanase activity. The record is from RefSeq and is a predicted model, not a curated record. NCBI's taxonomy places the organism in Eukaryota, Viridiplantae, Streptophyta, Magnoliopsida, Solanales, Solanaceae.
UUGCUUCCUUAAUCAUCCAAUUUUAUUUCCUCCCUUCUCAAAUGAUUUAACUUACACCUACAGAUAUGUAUGACUCUAUUCAUCUUUACUAGCAAUCAAACAAUUUCCAUUCUUUCCUCUUUGCUGGCGGCUAUUCGAACAAAUAAGAUUAACGCGCUUAAGUUUCGAUGAAGAAAAUCAAAAGGCAAGUUAAAUCCAUCAUUGAAAAACCUUUUAAUAAUCCUACCAAACCCUAUAUAACCCAUUCACAGCCAACUUCAUCUUCCUCACAAUCCUUUGCCAUGGCGUCAUCUUCACAGCCUUUCAUCUUCCCAGGUACCCAAUCCACUGUUCUACCUGACCCGUCUCCUUUUUUUGCUCCUCAUCUCCUCACACACCCUUUGCCCACUAAUUCUUUCUUUCAAAAUUUCCUACUCAAGAACGGUGAUCAACCUGAAUUUAUACACCCAUAUAUCAUUAAAUCGUCCCUUUCAUCUCUUACUCUUUGUUACCCAUCUCAGUUCCACAAUCCGGCUUUCAUUUACCAGAUUUUUAUUGCUGAUCUGACCAUCAGCGCGUUGAAUAAUCCCAAUCCAAAUGCACCCCAUGUAAUUUCAUCCUUUGAUGAUCUUAGUGUCACAUUAGACCUUCCCUCUAGCAAACUUAGGUUCUUUCUUGUUAAAGGUUCUCCCUUUAUUACGUGUAGUGUUAUUGAAAAUGUAGCCAUAUCGAUUUCGACAAUUCACGCCAUUCUUGAAUGUUCACCCAAUGGUAAUCGUACUAAAUAUACCAUCAAGCUAAAUAAUGGGCAAACUUGGGUUUUGUAUGCUUCAUCCCCAAUUGAUUUGAGCAAUGAUGUAUCGUCUAUCACGUCUGGUGUGUUUUCAGGUAUUAUUAGGAUUGCUUGUUUGCCAAGUUCUGAUCAAACUAGUGAAGCAGUUCUUGAUCGUUUCAGUUCUUGUUAUCCUACAAGUGGUAAUGCUGUUUUCAAGCAGCCAUUUUGCUUGGAGUACAAGUGGGAAAAGAAGGGAUGGGGUGACUUGCUUAUGCUGGCUCAUCCCCUCCAUCUUCAGCUCCUUUCUGCUGAAGAUAGCUCUGUAACUGUCUUGGAGGGAUUUAAGUACAAUAGUAUUGAUGGUGAGCUUGUGGGUGUCGUUGGAGACUCAUGGAUAUUGAAGAGUGACCCUGUUUCUGUAACAUGGCAUUCCACUAAAGGUGUUAAGGAGGAGGCAUUUCUAGAGAUAAUUGACGCAUUGAAUAAGGAUGUUGCUUCCUUGGAUUCGAAGGGAAUAUCUACAACAUCAUCUUAUUUUUAUGGAAAAUUGAUUGCAAGAGCAGCAAGGCUGGCAUUGAUAGCUGAAGAGGUUUGUCACCUUGAUGUUAUCCCUGCAAUCUGCAAAUUCUUGAAGGAUACAGUUGAACCAUGGUUGGAGGGGACUUUCCAAGCAAAUGGUUUCUUUUAUGAAUCAAAAUGGGGUGGAAUUGUGACUAAGCAAGGGGCGUUGGAUUCGGGAGCUGACUUUGGUUUUGGGGUCUAUAAUGAUCACCAUUUUCAUAUUGGUCAUUUCCUUUAUGCGAUUGCAGUGCUAGCCAAGAUAGAGCCCAUCUGGGGGAGGAAGUAUAAGCCACAAGCUUAUGCACUUAUGGCAGAUUUUAUGAAUUUGAGCAGGCGAUCAAAUUCAAAGUAUGCCCGCCUGAGGUGUUUUGACUUGUGGAAGUUGCAUUCUUGGGCUGGGGGAUUGACAGAGUUUGCAGAUGGACGAAACCAAGAGAGCACAAGUGAAGCAGUUAAUGCAUACUAUUCAGCAGCUUUGAUGGGUUUGGCCUAUGGGGAUACCCAUCUUGUUGCCAUUGGAUCGACCCUUUCAGCUUUAGAGAUUCAUUCUGCACAGACUUGGUGGCAUGUGAAAGAGGGAAGCACUUUAUAUGGGGAAGAAUUCACAAAAAACAACAGGGUGGUGGGUGUUUUAUGGUCUAACAAAAGGGAUAGCGGCCUUUGGUUUGCUCCACCUGAAUGGAAAGAGUGUAGACUUGGAAUUCAGGUCUUACCAAUAUUGCCCAUUACUGAACUUCUGUUUUCAGACGUGCAGUUUGUGAAGCAGUUGGUCGAAUGGACACUGCCAGCUCUGGCAAGGGAAGGGGUUGGAGAAGGAUGGAAAGGGUUUGUGUAUACUUUGGAAGCAAUAUAUGAUAAAGUGGGUGCUUUGAACAAAACUAGGAGCUUAACUGGGUUUGAUGAUGGAAAUUCUCUUUCAAAUCUUCUAUGGUGGAUUCAUUCUAGAGAUAAUGAAGUGGCAGAAGGUGAUAGAGGAAGCAAGUUCUGCUGGUUCCGACACUACUCUCAUUGAUUCUUUUACGGUGUCUUACAUUUUGAGUAUUCUCAAUAUGAUCUGAUGGGAACCAUUAAAAAAAAAGGAUACUUAGUUUGGUGAUUUGGUAUUUGUCUUUUCUCUUUCUGUAUAUAAAUUUGGAGCGCUUUUUUGCAGCACAAUGCUCUGUGAUAUGAUUGCUGUAAUUUUCCGCCAGAUUGCUAUGAAUAAAAGUCCAACUUUGCCAAAAUUUUGGUUA